GACAUUCUUCAUUCAUUCACAGCCAACGCCCAAAAAUGUCAUCCAUAAUUUGCUCGGUUUGUCACGACACCUUGUUUUUGAGUGUCGCAUCCCAGAACAAAGUUUCCUCCGCAAAAUGUGGACAUCUAUUUCAUACCGAUUGCAUCGAAGAGAUUCAAGUUUGGGCGGAGAAAAAGGAAUCAAGGCGUAAAUAUCUUAAUUGCUGUCCGUCCUGUCAGGUUAACGUGGGUGAAGCAGGUUUCAUUUUGUUGAAGCCAAAAUUCCCUAAAGUUAAGGGGAAACAAUCCGCACCAAAACCUUCAAGCUCCACUUCCCCAGAACCCACCGAUUCAAUCCGUCAACUAACAAUUUCCAAGGAAACUUUUGACAACCUCAAAAAGCACCAAGAUGAAAAAACCUCAAUUGAAAACGAAAAAAUAGCCCGUCAACGCCAAGACGAACUCCGCCGCGAAGAAGAAAACCGCCGUCGCGAGGAAGCUCAAAUGCUCUCCGAGCUAAAACAAAAACGCUGGCAGGACGAGCAAUCCAGCCUCGAGAGAGAUUUCGAAUUUGAAAAUACAAAAGCCAAAAACCGUCAAGAUCAAUUAACCCGAAGUUACAAACAGCAUGAAAGAACUUUCGACAAUCUUGUAAAAAGCCGAAAUUCUGAGAUUGAACGGGGUCUAGCAAAUUACAAAAGACACGCGGAAGAUGCCGCGAGCAGCAGCGGACCACGGGCAGAAUCCAGGAGUGGGAACGAGCCUUAAAAGAUUACAAAAGUAAGAUGGAAAGUUUGGAGAGAGAUCGAGCAAAUUUGGAACAAAAGCAGAAACGAAUUAGUUUGGAACUAGAAAGCAGUAGGAGUUCAUUAGAGCGGGAGAGAUUAGCGAUGCAAAGAGAAAUGGGGCAAGCUAAUACAAAUCUAGAGAAGAAGCGGCAACUGAUGUUUGACCAUUUGAAGAACAGACCGUAACAAUCUUAUCAAUAUAUUAUAUAACCGAAUAAAAUUUAUAUUUUUAAAUUAA
This is a messenger RNA of Folsomia candida, 1004 nucleotides long. Its product is annotated as golgin subfamily A member 6-like protein 22. NCBI's taxonomy places the organism in Eukaryota, Metazoa, Arthropoda, Collembola, Entomobryomorpha, Isotomidae. Bases 36 to 746 code for a protein of 236 amino acids. The transcript is spliced from 2 exons. The record is from RefSeq and is a predicted model, not a curated record.